Molecule: messenger RNA, 2589 nt
Organism: Calliphora vicina (urban bluebottle blowfly)
Lineage: Eukaryota; Metazoa; Arthropoda; Insecta; Diptera; Calliphoridae
Gene: Deaf1
Product: deformed epidermal autoregulatory factor 1
Exons: 4
Coding region: 286-1848 (520 amino acids)
Molecular function (GO): DNA binding
Source: RefSeq, a predicted model, not a curated record
UAUUUUUUCUACAAAAAAAAAAUUAUUUAUAAGCAAAAUGUGAUUUAUUUGUUUAAAGAAAAUAUUGAGAAUUAAACUAUUGAAAAACACAAUUUGCAAAUUAGUUAUUAAGUGCUGAAUUGAAAUAGUUUAGAGAAAUCUUAGAUUGAAAACCGCCUAAAAUAUAUAUAUUUUUUUUUAUAACACGGCAAAUUAGAAAAAUUGUGAUUUUGUGUGUGUGUAAGCACUUGCAAAGCAAAGAAAAAGCAGAGCAAAGCAGACAGUGUCAAAACUCCAAAACAAGCUAUGGAACAGGACUCCACUGAAAUGCAUCUAAGUAGAAUACGUGAUGUCAAAGAAUUGGCUGUUCUAAGUGAUGAAGCGCGUGACGUUGUUAAGGAAGAAGUCAUACUUGAAAGUUCCGGCCAUCAGCUGGAAACCAAAGUGCAUAUGGUAACAUCAUCAAAUGAAAACAGUGGUGGCAGCGGUGGCAAUGUCGUUUCCGUACCCGUUUCCCUGCCCAUAGGUUCCAUGAUUGCCGGGACCGCUUUCAAUGUCAUCUCACCCGAUCAUUUACCGCAUUUCAAACAGAUGCUGUGCGUCGACAACAAUGGUUAUAUUUCCAGCGGUGCGGUGGUGAGCAGUGUUGGCGGUGACCUCAAAACGAUUGUCAUACAACAGCAACAGCAAGGUGAUUCGGGUGGCAUGAAUCACGACGGCUCCGGCAGCAACAACAGUCAUGACAGCACCGUUACCGGUGAUCAAAUGAUGCACGGGUCCGGCUGUGGCUCGGCGUCCGGUGUCAGUUGGUCUGAAACGUCUCAGAUGGAAAUAUUUCCCAUACGCUGCAAGACCACCAGUGCCGAGCUGUAUCGCAGUAAGUUGGGCUCGGGUGGUCGUGGUCGCUGUGUUAAGUACAAAGACAAAUGGCUGACGCCUAGCGAAUUUGAACAGACUUGCGGUCGUGGCUCGAGUAAGGAUUGGAAACGUUCCAUAAAAUAUGGUGGAAAAUCGCUGCAGUCUCUAAUCGAUGAGGGCACACUGACACCGCAUGCCACCAAUUGCAGCUGUACAGUUUGUUGUGACGACGAAGCGGCAUCCGGACCCGUACGUCUCUUUACACCAUAUAAACGUCGAAAGCGAAAUCAAACAGAUAAUGAUGGUGAAACCGGUGGUCCAAAACGUAAACGUAAUACUAACAAUAACAACAAUAAUAAUAAUAACAACAACAAUAUUAUGAAUAACACGGAACCACCACAGCAUACCACAACGGUGGUAGAUGAUAAUAAUAUGUUUUUAACGGAAGAUAACAUUACCUCCAAGGAUGAACCGUGGCCAACACUUAACGACAGCCUCGACACGUCAACAGAGCUAGUAGAUCAAACACAAAUAUGUAAUGCAUACGAUAGAGAAACAUUUGUAGUGAAUAUAAAUGAUCCGGGGCCAAUUGCAUUGUUAGACAACAGUCAGACAAUGAAAACACUCGAGAAUGUUUAUUGCACAAUGGUCAAAGCCACUAAUGAUUUUAAGCGCAUUCUAACCGAUCUAAAGAAUACGUACGAUCGCAAAAUCGAAAUAUUACAGAAGGAACGCGAUGCGGCUGUGGCAGCAAUGCGCGUACAAGUACACACAGACAUUGAUGAUCCGAAUAUAUCGGGUGCAUUACAUGGCAACGAAGUUAUAUCAGCUAAAAAGUGCGCUAAUUGUAAUCGUGAAGCAUUGGCUGAAUGUUCAUUAUGCCGAAAGACUCCCUAUUGUUCCGAAUUUUGUCAACGAAAGGAUUGGAAUGCCCAUCAAGUUGAAUGUACAAGAAAUCCAGCCCCGGCUGCAACCCAACAAAUUAUGCUCCUAGUAGACGAGCAAUCCUAAAUGAAUUAAAAUUGUACAUAAAAACAAAAAAAAAAAAACAAAAAACCAGCAACAGAUAAACAAUUUAACAAACAUUAAAACAAUACAAACAAAAAAAAAACAAAAUUAAAUUUUAAAUAACUUUAUACGUUUGAGUAAAACAAAAAUCAACAAUUAGCAUUAAUCGUAAACAAAAAACAAAAUAAAAACAAAAAACCAACCACAGCAGCAGAACAGUAAACUUUUUAAACUUAAAUAAAACUCAUCAUCUAAAAUGUCUAAACUAUUCUACGCUUUUUUUCCUCCAAACAAAAAAAGAAGUACGAAUGGCCACAAAUUAUUCAAAAUUUUACAGGAAAAACAAUAAAAUACAUAGAUACAACAACAAACAUACAGCUAAAUAAAAUUUAAAUACUACAACGGAAAAGUUAAAUAAAAUAUUCAAAAUAAAGCCAACAACCACACAUACACACUAACAAACCAACAACAUUGUCAGCAACAACAAACAGAAUAAUCAAGAAGACCGGACCGCAAAAUAAAUAUAAAAACAAUUCAAUUUAAAGAAAAAAAAAACUAAAAUUAAAUUUAAAAAAAAAAUAAGAAAAAACAAAAAAGCCCUGCAUAAAAUUUACAUACAUACAUAUUCUCUAUGUAUACAUCUUUUUUUCAUUAGAAUUUAAGCACAUAGUUAAACUUUUAACAUUUUAUUAUUAUUUUAUGGAUAAUAUUAAUAAAAACGAAACAAAAACAAAACAAACAAAA